AUGUUAGAACGUCUCGUGGAGAAUGUGUGUCCACAUGUGAUUCCUGAGGAACAGUGUGGUUACAGACCCGAGCAGGGAACAAUGGAUAUGAUAUUUUCUGCAAGGCAGGUUCAGCAGAAAUGUUUAGAGGAACAAAUGCCACUAUACCAGGUUUUUAUAAAUCUAACUAAGGCAUUUGACAUGGUAAACAGGGACGCACUGUGGAUUGUUUUGUGCAAACUUGGUUGCCCGACACAUUUUGUGAGCCUCUUCGAGAAAUUGCACAGCAACAUGAAAGCUCAGGUAGUUUUUAAUGGUAAUCUAUCUGAUGAAUUUUCAGUGGACAACGGUGUAAAGCAGGGAGAUAUUCCUGCCCCUACACUUUUCUCUAUAUAUUUUGCCGCAUUGCUUUGUAAGUCUGAGAAAAACCAAGGUAAUGUUUACCCCACACCUGGACAAAUAUAUACUGAACCAAACAUCUUUGUGAACGGAACAAGAUUAGAAGUCAUUGACACCUUUGUUUACCUUGAAACCACACUGUCAAGGAAUGGUGGUCUUGAUGCAGAAAUAUACUAUCGAAUAGCGAAGGGAAGUGCUGCAUUUGGAAAGCUUGAAAAGCGAGUAUGGGCUGAUAGAGAUAUCUCCCUGCAGACAAAAAUCAGCAUCUACAAAGCGUGUGUAUUGACUGCACUUCUUUAUUCAGGCGAAACAUGGACCAUUUACAAGCGUUAUGUAAAGAUGCUAGAAAGGUUUUAUCAAAAGUGUCUAAGACGCAUCCUAGGAGUAAAAUGGAAGAGAUUCGUAGCAGAUACAGAGGUUUUGCGCAGGGCGCACUGUAGCUCAAUUGAAAAACAUAUUAUCCUGGCCCAAAUGAGAUGGACUGGGCAUGUAAUUAGAAUGAAGGAUGAUCGUUUGCCAAAGCGCUUAUUUUAUGGUGAGAUCAGCUCUGGUGAGCGACCGCGGCAGAAACCGAGCAAGAGGUAUAAAGAUUGCAUUAAACAAAACCUAAAAAAACUAGAUAUGUAUGAAAGUGAUUGGGAAGGAGAUGUUCUGGAUCGAAGCAAGUGGAGAGCUGUUGUCAGGACGAGCUGUGAUGCCUGGGAGGAAAAGAUGUUUCAGCAACUUGAGCUAAAGCGGGCCUGUCGAAAGGGAAAAAUUUUGCACCAGGGUCUCCGUUGUGUUGAUAUAAACCCUUUCUUUCAGGUAUUCCCACAAGAAAAAAUCCUGGGGAAUGUGAAGGCUAGUUGA
This is a messenger RNA of Octopus bimaculoides (California two-spot octopus), 1227 nucleotides long. RefSeq lists its product as uncharacterized. NCBI's taxonomy places the organism in Eukaryota, Metazoa, Mollusca, Cephalopoda, Octopoda, Octopodidae. The record is from RefSeq and is a predicted model, not a curated record.